Messenger RNA from Amorphotheca resinae ATCC 22711, 462 nucleotides. RefSeq lists its product as hypothetical. Bases 113 to 406 code for a protein of 97 amino acids. The record is from RefSeq and is a predicted model, not a curated record. The transcript has a single exon. NCBI's taxonomy places the organism in Eukaryota, Fungi, Ascomycota, Leotiomycetes, Helotiales, Amorphothecaceae.
AGGAAUGGAUUGGAAUGGAAUGUAAUUGAUGUGUGUGUGUAUGUGUAUGUAUGUUAUAAUCUGGGCGGUUUAUCAUAACCCAGCGGAUAAGACAGAAAGAUGGAUUAUCUAGAUGGGUGGCCAGCUAGCUAGCUACCUUAGGUACCUUACCUUUCGCUACAUCGCAGAGAUGUACCGAAAACUGAAACUUGUAAAGCGGAGUAAAAUCAAUGAUACCCUAAGAUUUCACCUGCUUGCUUGCUUGCUUGCUCUGUCUCUUGGCUCUAUAGAGAGGCUGGAAUUGCGGUGCUCGUCUGUUCUGUUGAAUUAUUGCGAAAGCUGGAGUAAUAUUAUCUUAAGGACUCAGAAGGCUUUAAAUAAAGCGAAUAAUUGGCGGCUGGGGACGGAACUCGGGAUGAGCUUCUGAUUGAUUAGUAGUGCAGAGAAUCAUACGGUGAGCGUAUAUUAAUAGAGACUUUAUCA